Messenger RNA from Lactuca saligna, 1377 nucleotides. The record is from the annotation of a GenBank genome assembly. NCBI's taxonomy places the organism in Eukaryota, Viridiplantae, Streptophyta, Magnoliopsida, Asterales, Asteraceae.
AUGGUUGUGGAAGGCACCGGUUCGUUCACCAUUGAAUUGCAGGUUCUUUCUACAACACAUUAUGCAGGGCAAUCUGGUCAUUCUCGCCCUGGGGUCGUUGAAGAAGCAAUUGGUGAUGAAAGGGUUAUUUAUCAAGUAGCACUACAGGUAUUCAAGGCGGGUGAAUUCGAAAUAAUUAUGACCUUACAAAGUGUUGUUUGCGAAUUUCUGCUGGAUGGUAACGGGGCGGGUUUGAGAUGGGUUUUGGUAAUCCCGCCCCCGUCCCCGAAUAUGAAAAUCGAUCCCAUCACCGGCUCAAUUCCCAACAGAUGCCAUCUUUCUCUUUCAUACAUAUCUUCUCUUCCUCAAGAAGGAAGAAACGAAGACAUGGGCAUUAUAGGAUCUUCCUGUGUUUUCAUCGUUCAUCAAAAGCUAAACUCACCAAUAUAUAAUGAGAUGAAGAUGUAUUUUUGAAGUCAUAUUUGCGUCCAGGGCCGGCCCAUGGGCCUGGGCAAGCUGGGCGACUGCCCCGGGCCCCCAAAUAACAAAGGGCCCCCAUUUUGCAUUUGCUAUAUUGAGUUAGCCCAUUAUUUUUAGCCUAGUCCACUAGUUAUCAGGCCAAAUUAUAACAUACGAGAGGAAUCGAAAAGCGGGAGCAAGAUGUCGAGCAUGCAUUCACAAAUCCCUCUUUCCAAGGCUAUCAAUGAUUUCUAUGGAGACUCCAAAUGCACCGCUUCCACUUCUCCAGACUCCACACAACGGUUACUUCUAUUCUUCUGAUUCUUUUUUUUUUUCUUUUCUGAUUUCUAAAUCUCAUUAUCCCAUAAUUUCUUCCAUCCCCUAUAAAUCUCUAAUCGAUUUUCCCUUGAGAGUUGAGAGUGCAUCAAGCGAUUCUUCAUUCUUAUUUUUGAAAUUAAUAGAGCAGAAGACGAGAUUCUUGAAUGUAUUAUGAAUCUGUGACUAAUUUAUGAAAUACCCCUAUGUUUUUUUUUUGUUUCUUUAUGAAGGAUUGAAUCAUUCUGUAGUUUGAGACUCAAAGAAUUCAAAGACUCAAAUCAUGAACUGAUUUCUGAAUCUAUCAGAUUAGAAAAUUAAGAAGACUGAAUAGUUUUGCCACAUUACGAAUUAAGAAAGAUUUGCUAGAUGAUAUUAAAGUUGAUAGAAUAAUCGAUAACUUUGCAUCUAAAAAAUUGGUAAAUGUAAUUUUUUUAGUUUUUCUUUGUUAUGUUUAUGUAUUAGGAGGGUUCAUAAUGUUUCUUUGUUGUUUUUAUAUUUAAUAGUUGUUAAGUUGUUUGGUGGCUUUUGGUCCUGUUGGGAAGCUUUUUUUUUAUUUUUAUAGUUGGGGAAUCCCCACCCUACAAUUGUAUUAUUUUCUUUAGUUAAUAAAAGUAUUCAGAG